Molecule: messenger RNA, 2717 nt
Organism: Sciurus carolinensis (gray squirrel)
Lineage: Eukaryota; Metazoa; Chordata; Mammalia; Rodentia; Sciuridae
Gene: Pcgf2
Product: polycomb group ring finger 2
Exons: 12
Coding region: 384-1421 (345 amino acids)
Biological process (GO): negative regulation of transcription by RNA polymerase II
Cellular component (GO): PRC1 complex
Molecular function (GO): promoter-specific chromatin binding
Source: RefSeq, a predicted model, not a curated record
UCCCUCUCUGUCCCCUCCCCUCCCCUCUCUCCCUCCCACCCCAAGCUGCUCUCACAAACUCCUUUCUUAGCGUAGGUUUCUCCCCUCCCGCCGCCCGAGCGACACGGCUGCGGCCCCCCUCCCCUCCCUUCCCUCCCUCCCUCCCAUCCCCCCCUCCCCGAGACCCACCGAACCCCGAACCCAGAUGGCCGAAGUGGAUUCCCCCUCUUAACGAUCUGGCGUCUCCCUCGACCACCACCUCUUUGUGCAGCAGCCCCCUGGUAGACCUGCUCCCGAGGUACCCAGUGAACGCUCAGGACCAGAGAGAACCAGCCACAUGAAUACACCCAGUCCCACCUCGAAGAGUGAAGCUCCCCAGUGCCCCCAGCCCCGAUCCUGGCAUCAUGCAUCGGGCCACACGGAUCAAAAUCACGGAGCUGAACCCUCACCUCAUGUGCGCCCUCUGUGGGGGGUACUUCGUCGAUGCGACCACUAUCGUGGAGUGCUUGCAUUCCUUCUGCAAAACUUGCAUCGUGCGCUACCUGGAGACCAACAAAUACUGCCCCAUGUGUGAUGUGCAGGUCCAUAAAACCCGACCGCUUCUGAGUAUCAGAUCUGACAAAACCCUCCAAGACAUUGUCUACAAAUUGGUCCCUGGGCUUUUUAAAGAUGAGAUGAAACGGCGACGAGAUUUCUAUGCAGCGUACCCCCUGACAGAGGUCCCCAAUGGCUCCAAUGAGGACCGCGGCGAGGUCUUGGAGCAGGAGAAGGGGGCGCUGAGCGAUGACGAGAUUGUCAGCCUCUCCAUCGAGUUCUACGAAGGUGUCAGGGACCGGGAGGAGAAGAAGGGCCCCCUGGAGAAUGGGGAUGGGGACAAGGAGAAGCAGACAGGGGUGCGCUUCCUGCGAUGCCCAGCAGCCAUGACCGUCAUGCACCUCGCCAAAUUCCUUCGCAACAAGAUGGAUGUACCCAGCAAGUACAAGGUGGAGGUUCUUUAUGAGGACGAGCCCCUGAAGGAGUACUACACCCUCAUGGAUAUCGCCUACAUCUACCCCUGGCGACGGAAUGGCCCUCUCCCUCUCAAGUACCGUGUCCAGCCAGCCUGCAAGAGACUCACCCUGCCCACAGUGCCCACUCCUUCCGAGGGCACCAACACCAGCGGGGCAUCCGAGUGUGAGUCAGUCAGCGACAAGGCUCCUAGCCCUGCCACCCUGCCGGCCACUUCCUCUUCCCUGCCCAGCCCUGCCACUCCCUCCCAUGGCUCUCCCAGCUCCCAUGGCCCCCCAGCCACCCACCCUACCUCCCCCACUCCCCCUUCGACAGCCAGUGGGGCCACCACAGCUGCCAACGGGGGUGCCUCGAACUGCCUGCAGACGCCAUCCUCCACCAGCAGGGGGCGGAAGAUGACUGUCAACGGAGCUCCUGUGCCCCCCUUAACUUGAGGAAAGGGGUCCUUUCCUCCUUUGCAGCCACCUCACCACUCCUUUCACUUUUUCUGGGCCCUUUUUUUCCACCUCUUCUACUUUCCCCAGCUCCUCCCACCAUAGAGGUGGGAGGUGGGUUUUAUAAAUAAAUCUAUAUAUAUAUAUAUGUACAUAGGAAAAACCAAAUAUACAUACUUAUUUUCUAUGGACCAACCAGAUUAAUUUAAAUGCCACGGGGGGCGGGUAGGGGGAGAACCCUGUGUGUGUGUGUGUGUGUGUGUGUGUGUGUGUCUGUGUGUGUCUGUGUGUGUCUGUGUGUGGUUUGUUUUUAGGGGGUCUUGUAUAAUUUGCUCUGCUCUUUGGGGGUUGCCUGGAGGUGAACUCAAGGGGCUACUGGAGAGGUAAAGUUCUACCCCAUUCCUCCCUCUGCUUCCCAAAGCAGAUGGAAUAUUGGGGGACCCCACCAGCCUCCAAAGCUUUAGACACAGCUCUUUCUGGCCAGGUAUGGGGUCGGUCUACCAUGUUUCUGUACCCAUCUUGGCUGCUGUCCUGCCCCUGCCCAGCCCCCAUUGCUGAAUGUCCAGAGAAUUUCAAAGACAGUGCCUUUUAUAAGUGCAGUUUGUCCCCUGGAUCUGAGGAGCAAGUGGGCAGCGAGAAGGCAUCUCCCUCACCUCCUCAUGCAGUGGAAAUCUCGUGCAAAGACUAGAUAGUUCUGCCCUUUCUUCCUGCGUGUGUGGCCUUUGCAUCAUUUAUCUUGUAGAAGAGAAGGUCCAGGCGCAGGGGAGCCCAGCCCUGGAAAGUCCAUGUGUGGCUUUAGCAACAUGAACUGCUCCGCUCCCUCCUGCCCCUACCCUGGCCCAGGACCCAUACUAGCAAGACUGGUGGUGAAGCCUCACUUGGGGACCCAGAGUGGAGGGGCGGGAUGAGAACCUCAGACAAGCACACGCCCAGGUCCUGCCAAAGCAAACGGUCCUCCAGCCCCCCCUUGCCACUCCCAGCUAAGGCCGAAUCAGGACAGUGACAGAGGCAUCUAGAAGCACAAGAAAACACAUCUGGUAAGCUCUGACCCCACUCAACCUGAGAGGUCAACAGAACACUCCUCAGGGGCAGGCCCCGGCAGAUCCCUGCUGACCUCGUUUUCCUCAAAUGUACAUAGAUCUGGGAGGAGGCCAGACUGUCACAACUAGGUGUGUGGGGUUGGGAGCCCCCAUGGCUCUGUCUGUUUGCUCCUUGUCCUGUUUGAGGUCCUGUGACUGUAUCCUCCUCCUGCACUGGGACAUUUGUAUCUUGGCUUUGUAAUAAAUGCUGCAUCCU